This is a messenger RNA of Mucor mucedo, 1721 nucleotides long. RefSeq names its product polyubiquitin. The transcript has a single exon. The record is from RefSeq and is a predicted model, not a curated record. Gene Ontology annotation, cellular component: nucleus; cytoplasm. Gene Ontology annotation, molecular function: protein tag activity; ubiquitin protein ligase binding. Bases 182 to 1555 code for a protein of 457 amino acids. Gene Ontology annotation, biological process: modification-dependent protein catabolic process; protein ubiquitination. Lineage: Eukaryota; Fungi; Mucoromycota; Mucoromycetes; Mucorales; Mucoraceae.
AAACCCCAAUUCUGUAACACCUAAUGACGACGUCAGUACAGAAUUGAACCAAUUAAAAAUAUAUCUGUACAAUCCGCAGUUCUUUUUCUGUUUAUAAAUAGGAUACUUUUUUUUUUUCAUAUUUUUCCUUUUUUUUCUUUUCUUCUUCAUAUUUUCUUUUCUACUAAAUAAAAUAGUCAACAUGCAAAUUUUUGUAAAAACACUCACUGGUAAGACAAUUACUUUAGAAGUCGAAUCAUCCGACUCUAUCGAAAAUGUCAAGCAAAAGAUUCAAGACAAGGAAGGUAUUCCACCAGACCAACAACGUCUUAUCUUUGCUGGUAAGCAACUUGAAGACGGUCGUUCUUUAAGUGACUACAAUAUCCAAAAGGAAUCCACUCUCCAUCUCGUUCUCCGUCUUCGUGGUGGUAUGCAAAUCUUCGUCAAGACUCUUACUGGUAAAACUAUCACUUUGGAGGUUGAGUCUUCUGAUUCAAUUGAGAAUGUUAAGCAAAAGAUUCAAGAUAAGGAAGGUAUCCCACCAGACCAACAACGUCUUAUCUUUGCCGGUAAGCAACUUGAAGACGGUCGUUCUUUAAGUGAUUACAACAUUCAAAAGGAAUCCACUCUCCAUCUCGUUCUCCGUCUUCGUGGUGGUAUGCAAAUCUUCGUCAAGACUCUUACUGGUAAGACCAUUACCUUGGAGGUUGAGUCUUCUGACUCUAUUGAGAACGUCAAGCAAAAGAUUCAAGAUAAGGAAGGUAUUCCCCCAGACCAACAACGUCUCAUUUUCGCCGGUAAACAACUCGAAGAUGGCCGCUCCUUAUCUGACUACAAUAUCCAAAAGGAAUCUACUCUUCACUUGGUUCUUCGUCUCCGUGGUGGUAUGCAAAUCUUUGUCAAGACACUCACUGGUAAAACUAUCACUUUGGAAGUUGAGUCCUCCGACUCUAUUGAAAACGUGAAGCAAAAGAUUCAAGAUAAGGAAGGUAUUCCACCAGAUCAACAACGUCUCAUCUUUGCUGGUAAACAACUCGAAGAUGGCCGCUCUUUAAGUGACUACAACAUUCAAAAGGAAUCUACUCUUCACUUGGUUCUCCGUCUCCGUGGUGGUAUGCAAAUUUUCGUAAAGACUCUCACUGGUAAGACUAUUACUUUGGAAGUUGAGUCUUCCGACUCCAUUGAAAACGUCAAGCAAAAGAUCCAAGACAAGGAAGGUAUUCCCCCAGAUCAACAACGUCUUAUUUUCGCUGGUAAACAACUUGAGGACGGUCGUUCUUUAUCUGAUUACAACAUCCAAAAGGAAUCUACUCUUCACUUGGUUCUCCGUCUCCGUGGUGGUAUGCAAAUUUUCGUAAAGACCCUCACUGGUAAGACCAUUACCUUGGAGGUUGAGUCUUCUGAUUCUAUUGAAAACGUCAAGCAAAAGAUCCAAGACAAGGAAGGUAUUCCCCCAGAUCAACAACGUCUUAUUUUCGCUGGUAAACAACUUGAGGAUGGUCGUUCUUUAUCCGAUUAUAACAUUCAAAAGGAAUCUACUCUCCAUCUUGUCCUUCGUCUCCGUGGUGGCCAAUAAUUCUCGCAUAAUAACAUAUAAAAAAAAAAAAAACUUUCCUAUUUCGCUUCUUUUUUUUUUAUCAUUUCUAUUAAGAAAAUAAAUCUAUAUCAUUGCUACCCCCCAUAAACAAAUAUGUCCCUUAUUUAAAUUUCCUCUUAAUUUUCCCACAUUUUCAAAUAGUUUU